Messenger RNA from Pteropus alecto (black flying fox), 1216 nucleotides. RefSeq names its product solute carrier family 10 member 6 (gene SLC10A6). The record is from RefSeq and is a predicted model, not a curated record. Gene Ontology annotation, cellular component: membrane. Bases 1 to 1134 code for a protein of 377 amino acids. The transcript is spliced from 7 exons. Gene Ontology annotation, molecular function: bile acid:sodium symporter activity. NCBI's taxonomy places the organism in Eukaryota, Metazoa, Chordata, Mammalia, Chiroptera, Pteropodidae. Gene Ontology annotation, biological process: bile acid and bile salt transport.
AUGAGAGCAAAUUGUUCCAGCAGCUCAGCCUGCCCUGCCAACAAUUCGGAGGAGGAGCUGCCAGUGGGGCUGCAGGUACCUGGGACUCUGGAACUUGUUUUCACAGUGGUGUCAGCCGUGAUGAUGGGCCUGCUCAUGUUCUCGUUGGGGUGCUCUGUGGAGAUCCGGAAGCUGUGGUCGCACAUCAGGAGACCCUGGGGCAUUGCUGUGGGACUGCUCUGCCAGUUUGGGCUCAUGCCUCUAAUUGCCUAUUUCCUGGUCAUCAGCUUCUCUCUGAAGCCCAUCCAAGCUAUUGGUGUGCUCAUCAUGGGGUGCUGCCCAGGGGGAACCAUCUCUAACAUCUUCACCUUCUGGGUUGAUGGAGAUAUGGAUCUCAGCCUCUCAGCGAUUUGUGUCACGAGCACAGUGGCUGCCCUGGGAAUGAUGCCACUCUGCCUUUAUAUCUACACCUUGUCCUGGAAUCUUGAGCAGAAUCUCACCCUUCCAUAUCAGAAUAUAGGAAUUUCCCUUUUGUGCCUGACCAUUCCUGUGAUGUUUGGUGUCUAUGUGAAUUAUAGGUGCCCAAAACAAUCCAAAAUCAUUCUCAAGAUUGGGGCCAUUGUUGGUGGGGUCCUCCUUAUGGGAGUUGCAGUUGCUGGUAUGGUGCUGGCGAAAGAAUCUUGGAAUCCAGACAUCACGCUACUGACCAUCAGUUUCAUCUUUCCUUUGAUUGGCCAUGUCAUGGGCUUUCUGCUGGCACUUCUUACCCACCAAUCUUGGCAGAGGUGCAGGACAAUUUCCUUAGAAACUGGAGCUCAGAACAUUCAGAUGUGCAUCACCAUGCUACAGUUAUCUUUCACUGCCAAGCAGUUGGUCCAGAUACUCAGCUUCCCAUUGUCCUAUGGACUCUUCCAGAUGUUGGAUGGAGUUCUCAUUGUUGUAGCGUAUAAGAUGUACAAGAGGAUACUGAAGAAUAAACACAGAAAGAAACCAGGUUGUGCAGAAGGCUGCCAUAACAAGAAAUCUGCCUCUCCCAAGGAGACCAGUGCUUUCUUGGAGGUGAAUGAAGGAGUCGUCGUAACUCCUGGGCCGUCAGAGCCGAAGGACCGCCACACGGCUCUUGAGCUGAUUGGCCAUAUCUCUUCCUGUGACUAGUAGGGGUUUGCUGGCCUGCCUGGUCACCGGCUUCCUCAGCGGCCAGUAAAGACAGUGCAGAGCUGAUGCGUGGAUCUCAUUG